This is a messenger RNA of Penicillium daleae, 2586 nucleotides long. Its product is annotated as DNA topoisomerase 1. The record is from RefSeq and is a predicted model, not a curated record. Gene Ontology annotation, biological process: chromosome segregation; DNA topological change; DNA replication. Gene Ontology annotation, molecular function: DNA binding; DNA topoisomerase type I (single strand cut, ATP-independent) activity. The transcript has 6 exons. NCBI's taxonomy places the organism in Eukaryota, Fungi, Ascomycota, Eurotiomycetes, Eurotiales, Aspergillaceae. Gene Ontology annotation, cellular component: chromosome; nucleolus. Bases 1 to 2586 code for a protein of 861 amino acids.
AUGAGCUCCUCUGAGGAAGACAUUCCUCUCGUGCGCGCCAACGGCCGCGCCAAUGCCACUUCCUCAACCAAGUCUCCCAUGACAAACGGCGAUCUCGAUCCCGGCAUGUCAGUUCGCUUCGGCCCCGUGCGAGGCAAAGACGUUGAAAUGAAGGACGUGGAUGGGCCUGCCCUGAGCAAGCGCAAGUCUCGGGCAAGCAUUGACAACAAGAAGUCAUAUGCCGAGCCUGAGAGCAGCGAAGAUGACCAGCCCUUGAGCAAACGCCGGCGAACCUCGGUCAAACAUGAAGACCCUGAAUCGGAUGAUGACGUCCCUCUGGCCCUCAACGGACGGAAGCUUCCAAAGGCUUCUGAGACCGCUAUUGGCGAAGAAUCCGAUUCCGACGUCCCAAUUGAGCGGAAACUCACCGCGCAGAAGAAGAAGAUUGAGAAGCGGGCCGAGAAGGUGGCCACCCUUGCGCGCAAGCCCUCAGCCUCCAAAGCCAAACCUGUGGCUACGGCCAAGAAGGCAGUAAAUGGCGUCAAGAAGGAACCCGGGAAUGACAAGUCUUCUGUGAAGAAAGUCAAGGCCGAACCGAUUUCUCCGAAGAAGAGCAAAGCCAAGGUGAAGGCAGAGAGUGAGGAUGUGGAAGAAGGGGAGGAAGACUAUCGCUGGUGGGAAGACCCUACCAAUGGCGAUGGGACCAAGAAGUGGACGACCCUUGAACACAACGGUGUCGUCUUCCCUCCGCCAUACGAGCCCUUGCCCAGCCAUGUCAAGUUGAGGUACGAUGGUGUCCCCGUAACUCUCCAUCCCGAGGCCGAGGAAGUUGCUGGCUUCUUCGGAAGCAUGCUCAACUCGACGCACAACGUGGAGAACCCUGUCUUCCAAAAGAACUUCUUUACGGAUUUCAAAGACAUCCUCAAGAAAACCGGUGGUGCCAAGGAUUCCAAGGGCAACAAGGUCGACAUCAAAGAGUUCGCCAAAUGUGACUUCAAGCCUAUUUUUGAGUACUAUGAUGCACAGCGCGAGGAGAAGCGGAAUCUGCCUGCAGCUGAGAAGAAGCGUCUGAAGGCGGAGAAGGAUGAACAAGAAGCUCCCUACAUGACAUGCAUUUGGGAUGGGCGUCAACAAAAAGUCGGCAACUUCCGUGUGGAACCGCCCUCGCUGUUCCGUGGCCGAGGUGAACACCCAAAGACUGGACGCGUGAAGACCCGCGUGCAACCUGAGCAAGUCACUAUCAAUAUUGGCAAAGAAGCUAAAGUCCCCCCGCCACCUCCCGGUCACAAGUGGAAGGAGGUGAAGCAUGACCAGGAGGGCACGUGGCUUGCGAUGUGGCAGGAGAACAUUAAUGGUAACUACAAAUAUGUCAUGCUGGCUGCCAAUUCCGAUGUCAAGGGCCAAAGCGACUACAAGAAGUUCGAGAAAGCCCGCGAGCUCAAGAAGCACAUCGACAAGAUUCGCAGGGACUAUACGAAGAACAUGAAGAACGACCUCAUGGUGGAACGUCAGAAGGCAACUGCGGUCUAUCUUAUUGACAAAUUUGCUCUGCGUGCUGGCAACGAGAAGGGUGAAGACGAGGCAGAGACCGUCGGCUGCUGCUCGCUGAAGUACGAGAACAUUACUCUAAAGCCACCUCAGACCGUCGUCUUCGACUUCCUGGGUAAAGAUAGUAUUCGGUUCUACGAUGAAGUUACGGUUGACCCUCAAGUUUUCAAGAACUUGAAGAUCUUCAAGAAGGCGCCCAAGAAGAAUGGAGACGAGAUCUUUGACCGUCUGACUACUUCCGCCCUCAACAAGCACUUGCAGAACUACAUGACUGGCCUUACCGCCAAGGUGUUCCGUACUUACAAUGCUUCCUUUACCAUGAGCGAAUUGCUCAAGGACUUGAAGGCCUCUGGCACGGUUCCCGAGAAGAUCAAGGCCUACAACGAUGCUAACCGCCGGGUCGCCAUUCUGUGUAACCACAAGCGGACAGUUGGAGCUGCUCACGCCAAUCAGAUGGAGAAGAUGAGUGAACGCAUCAAGGGACUCCGCUUUGAAAGGUGGCGAUUGAAGAUGCAGAUGCUCGACCUAGAGCCUUCCCUAAAGAAGAAGAAGGGUGCUUCUUUCUUCGAGCUUGAUGAGGACUUGACCACCGAGUGGGUGAAGGAAUACCAAGCUUUCAAGGUCGAGGAGACAACUCAAAAGAUCACGAAGAAGUUUGAAAAGGACAAUGAGAAACGUGUGGCGGAUGGCGAGAAGGCAAUGAAGGCAUCAGAGCUUACUGAACGCCUGAGUGCCGUCAAAGACCUGGAGAAGAAAUACAACAAAGAGAACAAGACCGGAAAGGUUGAGGCUGAAGGUCGUGGUCCUACUGUCGAAAAAAUCGAGGGCAACAUCAAAAAGCUGGAGCAGCGCAUUGAUACAAUGUUGCUUCAGGCCCAGGAUAAGGAAGACAACAAGGAGGUUGCCUUGGGUACCUCAAAAAUUAACUACAUCGACCCUCGCCUCACGGUCGUGUUCAGUAAGAAGUUCAACGUGCCCAUCGAGAAAUUCUUCUCCAAGGCUCUCCGUGAGAAGUUCGAAUGGGCCAUCAAAUCCGUUGAUGAGGACUGGGAAUUCUGA